UUAUAACAAUUAUUGAAUGCAUAGUUUCCAGUGGGUUGAUUUGGGGAGUGUAUGGCGGGUGAAAGCAGGAAAACGUCCAGCACCCCAGAUGGGACUCGAACCCACAAUCCCUGGCUUAGGAGGCCAAUGCCUUAUCCAUUAGGCCACUGGGGCGAGCGCGUGAGUGUUUAAACACUAUCAUUAUUAGCGUGUAUCCUCACAUUUAGACUCUAAAUGGAUGUAAAGGUUUAUUCUUAAAUAGCUGAAAGUCCAAAACCAAGAGCGCAUAUAUCCAGGGUUUUACGUUAACCACAAGGCGGUUUGAGCCUUUAGUGAGGUUUCUACAAUAAAAGUCCUGACUGUACGUGACGGGUUUCAUUGGGUCACAUACUACAUGCUUGUGUUUUUGCCCAGUUACUUUUUUUCAAUAUCAACCCUUCUAUCUUUGUGUAUACAUUUAAAUACAUAAACAAUUAAAGAGAUUUGUUUUCCUGGCAUGGCUUUAUUUUGCAUUUAAAUUUCACGCGGUUUUAUUUUGAAAAGUUCAGGAACCGGCAAACUAAAGUGUCCCCAUGUGCCCAUGUUGUGAAAGAAAACCCUGGUCAGUAUUGGGUAGUUGAUGUUCUUGGAGAUUUCAAGUGCGAAACUUCAGCAAGGCAAUCGAAAGUAAAUCGGAUGGCUUCUGGAGAUAUUGAUCAGCUUACAGAGGCUCUGGCCAAGACUCAUGUAGGGGAAGAGCUCAGCUACAAGGGUCAAGGACUGAAGCUGAAUGAUAAACAGUCAGUGGAAGAGAUAGCACGGGCGAUAGAACAUUUCCAGGGUUUGAAGGCAUUGCGGCUUGAAGGAAAUACUCUUGGUGUUGAAGCAGCGCAGGCUAUUUCAAAGGCUCUUCAGUCCAAAAAGGAUCUGCAGCGAUGCUACUGGAGUGACAUGUUUACGGGUCGCCUUCGCUCUGAAAUUCCAUCUGCCUUGAAAUCACUGGGCAGUGCCUUGAUGAUCUCUGGGGCCAAGCUUACUGAACUGGACUUGAGUGACAAUGCGUUUGGACCAGAUGGUGUAAAGGGCAUUGAGGCCCUCCUUAAGAGUGCUGUGUGCUACACUCUACAGGAACUCAGGCUGAAUAAUUGUGGCAUGGGCAUUGGAGGAGGCACAAUCCUGGCCUCUGCACUGACUGAAUGCUACAAGCAAUCAAGUGCUGCCGGCUCACCUCUAAAGCUAAAAGUCUUUGUAGCAGGACGUAAUCGACUUGAGAAUGAUGGCGCCACUGCACUUUCCCAAGCAUUUCAGUUAAUUGGAAGCCUUGAGGAGAUUCACAUGCCACAGAAUGGUAUCAACCACCCAGGCAUCACAGCUUUGGCCACUGCAGUGCAACACAAUCCCAGUCUGCGUGUGAUUAACCUCAAUGACAAUACCUUUACCAAGAGGGGUGCGGUAGCCAUGGCCCAGGCCCUCAGGCACUUGUGCAAUGUACAGGUUAUUAAUUUUGGAGACUGUCUGGUGCGCUCUGAAGGUGCCAUUGCUAUAACAGCAGCACUAAGAGGACUUCCUGAUCUUAAGGAGCUGAACCUGUCAUUUGGAGAGAUUUCAGAAGCUGCAGCUCUGGUUGUUGCCCGGGCUAUACGGGACAAAGCUGAACUGGACAAACUAGACCUCAAUGGAAACUGCCUGGGGGAAGAUGGUUGUGAAGCUCUGAAAGAGGCCAUGGAAAGUAUGGGCAUGGGGGAUGUGCUUUGCUCACUCAGUGAUGAUGAAGGGGAAGAGGACGAGGAUGAUGAUGAUGAUGAGGAUGAUGAGGAAGAGGAAGAUGGUGAAGAUGAGCAGAACUUUAUCAAUGGGCUAAAAGAUGAAGGUGAAAGAAGCCCAGGAAAGGUGCCAUUAGGCAGUGCUGAGCUCUUGUCCUUCUUUCAGUCUCCAACUUCAGAAAAGCUGCUUAACCUUGGUGCCAAGAGAGUUCAGCUCUUUGAGCAACAAGUGGAUUUUUCAGAUGCUGCUAAAAUUGCAGACAUUUUUCUUCAGCUAUCUUCAGUGUAUAAAGAAGACGCAGAUGUGAAGCAAGUUGUUUUUGAGAUUGCUGAUGCCCUGUUGAAGAAGGCGCUUUCCAACCCUCAGUUUCAGACCUAUAGUUUUACCUGUUCACUGUUGGUGAAAGCGGGGCUUUUAAAGGGUGAGAAGAAGGCCAAGAAAGUUUGCGUCUUGCCUGGUCACCUACUUACUCUGAAGCACUGUGUUGAGCAAGAAUACUUCCCUGUGGACCAGGCCAAUGUUCUAGAGGUCUUUGUGUCUCGAAAUGGCAAAGUUUUAGCGUCAUGUUCCAGUGCUAGAGAUGACCUUAAAGCCACACUGGAGAAAAGGAUCUCUGCCUAGGACCUUGUUUUGUCACUGAGAACUCCUAAUACAGGACAAUCACAUGGGCCAAUGAGGGGACCACUAAUGCUUCUAAGGACUUGAUUUAUUAUUGUCUGUAUCCACCCAAGUCAUCAGUUCUCUUAAUUGGAGCAUAGUUUGACCAUAGUGAAGCAAGUCCUUGGAAAUGUAUAAAGUACAUUGCAAACCACUGCCUUAUUACAAACAAAUUGUAAGUUAAAUUAAAUAUAUAAACUUGAUUGGCUUUGAAAAGAAGUGUGACUCUGCUGAGGUUUUACUUCCAUUCAAAGAUUCAGUCUUGGCUACCUGAAUAACAGCCCAAUUGCUGUUAAAGAGCUUUUUAGAUAUGAUGAUAUUUGAAGAUGAAUUGUCACCGAUAUUCCUAUAUUAUGUGUCAUAACUUUAACUGUAAACGUUGACGUAAAAGUGCACCAAGUAACUAAUUUAGGGGGAUUUCUUCAACUUGGAAUACAUUAUAUUUUCCAACUAACUUGUUUAUUGACGUUCUCAAAUAAUACCAGCAAUAUGCACAAACACUUGCUCUUUGGCCAGUGCCAGACUGAAUCUGAAGAAUGGGACAAAUAUGAAAAUGCUAAUUAGUUUUUUCCUCCAGGAGAAAAUAACUGUUAUGACUUUUUUUUAGUAUUGACCUAUUUUCAUAAAUAAAAACAAAAACAUCAUAAAAAAAAGUAUUGGAUGAGGGCUUUGUAGUAAAAUAAAUAAAAAAUCUAGCUCAUGUAGGAAGUGUAAUUUCAGAGGUGUGAUAAACACCUUUACACUGAUUUAUUUGACAAGAGGUGUCAAAUUUAGUAUGAAGUGAUGUCUGUAGAAUUGGUGUUAAAUCUUUAGGGCAGCUAGUACAAGGGAACAGAAUCAAAUAUGAAAAACGUACCUCAAUACAGUUUGAAUCUCAUAUUUCUGGUUGUAUGAUUAUUAUACUCGGUGUGCUUUUAUUGUUUUUGUAUUCACAUUAAACUGAUGACUUUUGAGAAAAGGAGUCUUGUCCAUUUCAAACUACGCACUUACCUUAUACC
Molecule: messenger RNA, 3377 nt
Organism: Ictalurus furcatus (blue catfish)
Lineage: Eukaryota; Metazoa; Chordata; Actinopteri; Siluriformes; Ictaluridae
Gene: rangap1b
Product: Ran GTPase activating protein 1b
Exons: 16
Coding region: 655-2343 (562 amino acids)
Biological process (GO): nucleocytoplasmic transport; activation of GTPase activity; signal transduction
Cellular component (GO): nucleus; cytosol; perinuclear region of cytoplasm
Molecular function (GO): small GTPase binding; GTPase activator activity
Source: RefSeq, a predicted model, not a curated record